Dunckerocampus dactyliophorus (ringed pipefish) is the source of this 2241-nucleotide messenger RNA. Its product is annotated as protein phosphatase Slingshot homolog 1. NCBI's taxonomy places the organism in Eukaryota, Metazoa, Chordata, Actinopteri, Syngnathiformes, Syngnathidae. Gene Ontology annotation, cellular component: cytoplasm. The record is from RefSeq and is a predicted model, not a curated record. The coding region runs from base 132 to 1364 and encodes 410 amino acids. Gene Ontology annotation, biological process: negative regulation of MAPK cascade; protein dephosphorylation. Gene Ontology annotation, molecular function: protein tyrosine/threonine phosphatase activity; MAP kinase tyrosine/serine/threonine phosphatase activity. The transcript is spliced from 5 exons.
AGGCAUUUCUGGCAGGGAGGGCAGCGGCGCGGCGAGGUAUCUGCCCCUCAUGCGUCUGCGCGUGCGGAUGUCUACCACCAAGCUGAUUGGUUGAAAAUGACAUCACCACUCGAGGUUUAUUGUUGGUAAGGAUGAGCUCAUCGUUUAGAAUCAGUUUCUGUGGGAGAAGAGGGAGAACGCAGGACGUGGACUCACAGAAUCUGCAGCUCUGCAACACAGACCUGCUUUCAGGUUCCUGGCGAGGAUUUUACAGACAAAAACACAAUAUGGUUUGGUCCAGGGAUGGAGAGACUGAGAAUCCUCCUCUGUCCAUCAUUCUACCAAGACUCUACCUUGGAGCGGAGAGCGACGUGACUCAGGACCGACUGGCCUCUUUGGGUAUUUCCUAUGUUCUGAGCGUGAGCCGCUGCAGCCCCCGGCCCUCCUUCCUUCCCUGCUCCAGACACCUCCGCAUUCCCAUCGAUGACUCCCUGCGGGACGACCUGCUGCCCUGGAUCCCUCAGGCUCUACGCUUCAUCGAUGCAGCGAUGUCUUCUGGCGCCUCCGUGCUGGUUCACUGUGCAGCUGGAAUCUCUCGGUCUCCGGCUCUGGCUGUCGCCUACAUCAUGUAUAGCUUGGGAAUGGAUCUGGACCAGGCUUACAGGUUUGUGAAAGAACGCCGACCCUCCAUUUCCCCAAACUUCAAUUUCCUGGGUCAGCUGCAACACUUCCAGGGCACCUUGCGUCAAAAGGCCGCUGGUGGUGACUUCCUGGACAAUGACCUUCCAUCCAUCAACCACAAUAACAACCACGCUCCCACAAUGAUCCGUCAGUCCGGUGUCAUCAGUAGCUCAGAGAAUUCCUGCCAACAGAGACGUUCAAAUCCAGACGCAAACGGCAACCAGCUGCUGUCCUUGUCAGGGACACUUUGGACUUUCAACCAGCAGGAAGUCCAGACUCCCUUCCGGGUGGCCAGUCCAAGACCUUGUGUGGCAACGAAACCAACACAACUACAACUCCCAGCGGUCUCUGCUUCCCUUUCGGAAAGACGCAAAACCCUCAGCCUCUCUUUGACCCCCUUGGGAGUCUGUCCCGCCACGACGGCACACCACAGCAACCAAGCUGAGAACACCAAUGUGUCCAAAAGCGUCCACAAGAGGGAGCCUGGGGCAAAGACGCAGAGGAACAGCGGGUCCUUGAAGCAAGCAGAGGAGUCAAGACGAAGCAAGAGUCCACACACGUCAGAGGCGAAGGAUCAAGGCCUGUUGUCGCCUCUCGGUUGCACCCUCAACAAGCUGCUGGACUGGGGGGAGAGGAUGCUUCUGGGGGGGGUGUUUGCCCACCCAGUCAAGAUGGGACAGCCUGCUUUGCCAUAUAGGUGCUGAGUGGAAUCAUGAUUGUGUUUGUGCAUGUCAUGUCCAUACAAGUCAUCAUUAUUUAUCGCUGACUGGGAUGAUUUUCACCCUGUUUAUAUUGUCAUUGGAAAGAAGGCGUUAAUUUAAAAUGAUUUUGUCACUUUGACUUGAAUUGUACAGUGUUUGCUGACUAUUAAACCUUUCAUUUCAACCUCAUCUGCCAUGGCCCUCAUUGUACAGUGUGUGCAUGUCAGUGCAAUAAACUGCACAAAAUAAUACUGCAAAUUUGGGUAUUGAUCCGAGACCAAGGUGAUAUUGUGUUAAAGUGGCUCAACCAACCCAGGCUUUGUGCUCAAGAUGCAACUCAACAAAAACUAAAUUCUCCAAACAAAAUCGAACGGUGCUUUGGUGGUGGUUAUCAACUUACUUUGUCAAGUCCGGUUUUCGGCAUUGUGCUAAGUGCGCGUUGGCGUGAAAGGGAGCGUUUGACGUCAUAUUUUUAUACUUCCGCUCAAAAAUGUAGUCAUCCCGGCUGGUGUAGUUUACAAAAAAUUAGUAAGUAAUUAUUAUGGAGCGUUAUGAGGAGCUCUCAAAAGAUUAUGACUGCUAAAAACAACACUGUCGCCGCCAAUAGGGCGAGGGAGGACCGCUGGCAUGCCAGCAUGCAGCGUGUUAACGCGCAAGUUAACACUGAUUAUUAUACUAGCUAUACGUUUAGCUAGUACCCUACUAGUCUAGUUAGUACCCUACUAGUCUUUUCAUUUGUCAACGCUCAACAUUGCACAACGUUGACAUAUUAACACGUAUCCAUUUAAAAAAAUAACUAAAUUGUAGCAACAACUUUAGUUUUUCAUGUAAUAUUUGAACCUGCUGUAUCUGGUUGUGACCACUUGAUGGCAGUGUUUGG